GCAGCAGCGUCUGUGCAGCCCCGGCGUCCCCAGGCUGAACAGCCGCCAUAAACCAGCCUGAGUCCGAGCCGUUCCAGGCUCUCUCAGGAGGUCACCGCUCCUCAGUUACUCCUUAAACCUUGGCACCCAGCAUGUGGUGGGGUGUGGGUGAAGGAGAGGAGGGGUGUACAUCCGCACAGCAUCCUCCAAAGAGCGGUUCGAGGAUGGCAUCUUGUCCCAAGCCCUUUCCACCCGGAGCCCAUGGUUUUGCUCGUGUUGAGCUGCAGUCAGGGGCUGGCCGGGAGCAGCUGAUUUGUAUGAAGAUGGGCUGCUGGGACCUGUUAACAUAAUGCCAAAAGGUUCAGGCCCCCCUGACCUGGUGAAGAUCGUUGGAGGGCAGGGGCAAAGCAAGGCGGGUGUCUGGAGGGAGCUGGGAAAUGCUCAGGCUGCCGCAGCAGCCAGGAAGAGCUUUUUGUUAGGUGCCACUUCUUAGUGGGGCAGGAGGGCGAAGAAGGUCCGCAUCUGAAUGUAUCCAGAGUUGAUCCCAACGUGGCUGCCAAAGCCUGCAGCUGAGGGUUAGGUCUGUGGGCACAACAUGAGGACACGCUGGGAUGGAGCCCCUCGCUCCGCGUGUUUGUUGUUUGCUGAGCAGCUCCCAGGUGGGAAGGGAGAAGCGUGUUAGAUAAGGUGUCAGACCAAGCAGGGCGAAGGGCUGCUUACUGCCGUUUCCUCGCACGAGUUUUUGUUGCUUUUUGGAACACGUUGUGCCUUCUAGGUUUGGUAAGGAGAUGGUUGCACUUGCCUCCAUCCUGACUCCGCUCACGUGGAGCGUGGUCUCGAGGCUGAUGCCAGCCAGGGACUAUAUUCCCAUGGUGAAGAAUGGCCAAGUCCCAGCAUCAGGACCACAGUCCCUACUCUGGCUGGCCAGGAUGUGCCCCGUCUUGUAGGACCUUUUAUCUCAGAUCUUCUGCCAGGACAAAGCACCAAAAUGCAGCCUGUGGCCCUGCACAGCCUUUCGGAGUUGGAAAGAGCCAGUCUGCAAGAGAUUGCUCUCUACCAGCUGCAGAAGAAGCUGCUUGUUGGAGAUCUCAGCCUGGCUAAAGUUGGACCUAAAGGCAGUAAAUCUAUCCGGCAGAAACUGGAGAGCUUUUCAAAGGAGAAGAAAGACUGCUCUCCUCAGACUUUUGGGAUUCCGCUCUUCCAAGUCAUUGCCAAUGAUCGCGCUUACAAGCAACUGCAGGAAGAAGUGAAAAAGAGCCGCCGGCUCUGCCUGGAGGUGGAAGCGACAGUGACGAGAUUUCGGGCUCAGAGGCAGAAGAGGUCCCCGACGGGCAGGACCUGUGGCCUGGUACCCUGUGGAGUCUUCCUGGAGGAGCCGUUUUCCCCAACUUUUCUCAACAACAGCUCCUGGAGCCAGCGAAGGGGCGCAAUGUCCGUGGACUCCAUCACUGACCUGAGUGACAACACUUCCAAGCUGCUGGAGGCACUGCAGUUGUCACGCCCCCACGAGCUGAAUCCACGGAGAAGCCUGGGCAAGAAAAAGAUGUUGAGCCUCAACCCCAUCACCUGGCAAGUCCCACGGAUUGUGGACAGAUGUUGCAAACACAUUGAAACGCACGGUCUCCAAACGGUGGGCAUCUUCCGUGUUGGGAGCUCCAAGAAAAGAGUCCAGCAGCUGAGGGAAGAAUUUGAUCAAGGACUGGAUGUUUUCUUAGAUGAGCAUCAAAGCGUUCAUGAUGUGGCUGCUCUGCUCAAAGAGUUUCUUCGGGACAUGCCGGAUUCACUGAUUCCCAGAGAGCUCUAUGCAGCCUUCCUCAGCACAGCCUCCAUGGAGGGUCCGGCGCAGCUGGCUGCUCUUCAGCUGCUGCUCUUCCUGCUGCCCCCCUGCCACAGCGACACGCUGCACCGGCUCCUGCGGUUCCUCAGCGAGGUGGCCCGGCACGCCGAGAGCUCCUGGGGCCCUGAUGGCCAGGAGAUUCCUGGGAAUAAAAUGACAGUUUCAAACUUGGCCACAAUCUUUGGUCCCAACAUCCUUCAGAAAGAGAAGCCUGGAGAAAAAGAUGCUGGUGCCAUGAACUUUGAAGAUAGCACUGCCAUCAUACUGGUGCUCCAGAGGUUGAUUGAGCACUACCAGACCUUGUUCAUGGUCUCUCCAGAAAUGCAAUGUGACAUCCUAAGGAGGCUAUUUCAGACAGACCCCGAUGUCAUCGACUACCUUUUGCGCAGGAAGUUCAACGCCGUGCCAAGCCCAGAGAGUGAGGAUUCAACAGAGGAGCAUGCUCCAUCCCCGCUGCCUGGUCGGACCCGCACCCUGGAGAGCAGCUCGGUCUCAUCAGAGUUGUACAGCAGCGUCUCAUUCCUAAACCUGGAUGUUGGCAUCUAGCAAGCCUGGGCCAGGCCCUCUGCACUGCCUUCUGUGGACAAAACUGGGCAACCUUUCCCCAGCCAAAAUGAGUCCUCUGUCCCACUUUGGAGGAGCGGAGAAGCGAAAGGAGUAUGAAUGCCUGCGGGAGCAUCUUUGCUACCAGCAGACAUGCCCAACCGUCCUGGUGUAGGCAGACCCACAGCAGGAGAUGUGUUUGCAGGUUGCCAGCAGAAAGGCUUUCCACACGUGGGUUUGUUGCUAGAUGGCAACCAAGAAACCCGUCUGCUCGCGCGGUGGCUGUGCAUGCACGGCUGGGUAGGCAGCGGUGUGCGAAGGGGAGCGUGCUCCGGGACCGAGCUGGAAAGCCGCUGGCGUGUGCUGUAGCCUGCUUUCUUCCCAGUGGUUUGAGGCGUGAGAUUCCUGUCCCCGGAGCUGUGCGUGAGCUCGGGGCUCAGGGUUAGCAGCACUCUGGGUGGCAGUGCAGGCGAGGACUGCACGGUGGCUUCGUGACGUCCCUGCCCGGGGAGGACAAUCUCUCCCCUCUAAAUGACCGCCAGCCCUGUGCACUGGGACAGCGAACUGGUGCAGACUGGGGAGCAGCAGGCAGGUGUCUGACAGCUCGUGCCGUCCUCGGCGGAUGGGACUCAGAGGUCCAAAGUAGACCCUGUCUGGUGUACCUCCAGGCAUUUUCUGGGUGCUGGUGGGGGGCUGCUUACGGGGAUGGGGGGCAGCAGUAGCCUGGGGCUGAGACCCCCUGCGCAGACAGGGAGGAGAGCGGCCCGAGACAGAAGUGGAUGGGGACCGUUAGCAGGGCAGUGAGGAUGGAAACUGCAGUUCAACUUUGUGCAGUUGGUGCUCUGGGAUCCCAUUUACCCUGUGUUGUUGUAUCACAGGCUUGUGCAGAGGGAAAGGUCUCGUGGACCUAAAGCAACAGCAGCAUCGUUGCAGAGACACCCUGGCCUGCCAUGUUUAGAAUGAAUCACAGCUUUCUUCUUUGUCUGAACCCAGGUUUCAAACUGCUCAUUUUAUAGACAGAAAACACUGUAUCGACCCCAAAAUGUAUGGCUGGUGUAGUAAGAGGGAACAAUAUAUUCUGAGGAUUAUAAACUUUAAUUUUCCUUGAGUUAAUA
Harpia harpyja (harpy eagle) is the source of this 3474-nucleotide messenger RNA. RefSeq names its product Rho GTPase activating protein 36 (gene ARHGAP36). Bases 968 to 2362 code for a protein of 464 amino acids. Gene Ontology annotation, biological process: signal transduction. The record is from RefSeq and is a predicted model, not a curated record. The transcript is spliced from 11 exons. Lineage: Eukaryota; Metazoa; Chordata; Aves; Accipitriformes; Accipitridae.